Meloidogyne enterolobii is the source of this 478-nucleotide messenger RNA. Lineage: Eukaryota; Metazoa; Nematoda; Chromadorea; Rhabditida; Meloidogynidae. The record is from the annotation of a GenBank genome assembly.
AAUGGCUACAACAGUCACUACUAGAACAGUCACAACAAGGACGGUCGCAGGGACUGGUCCAAGAAUUCGAAUGAUUCCUAUUUGGAGUAUUAAAUUAAUUUCUGCUAUUAUUGGACUUGUAGUUCUCGUUUUAAUUUUUAUUUUGCGAAAUUCAAUUUGGCAGUGGUACGUAAAUACAUUUAUUGUGCUCGUCCUGACUUGUGGAUUUCUGCUAGGAUGGGCACUUCCGCCCGUUCUCAAUCGAUUUUUGACUUUCUAUCGAUCGGAUAUGAUUACACAUUCAAUAAUUGCUGGACUUUCUGUUUUGUCUUUAAUUCUUUGCGUUUUGUUUUUGUUUAGUAAUGAACGUUAUUCACGUACUGAAGACUAUAAAAUUAUGGUUGGAAUUACUAUUUGUAUGACAGUAGAAGCAAUUGUUUGUUGUAUUCUAGUCUCUUGGAUUUGCUUUGGGAAUUAUGCAAUUGUGGAGACUCGUUGA